UACAUGUUGUUAGUUUGCUGGCUCUCCUCUAUCGCUCACAAUAAUUAUGUACAAGUACCAGCUUUUGCACAAACCAACAUUUUCGACAUGGCCGUCGUCCGUCUUGUUCGUUCCGAAGAAAACUUUGAUCUUUAUUUUGAUCCUGUUGGUUUUGAGUUUAGUGGGCAUCCGAUGGAUGAAAAAUUCGGAAUUAAAUAAAUUCUACAAGAAUCACGCGUUGAGGUUACGAAAUUUGAAGUAUCCGAAUCAACCGAGUGACGAGCGUCUCGACGCCUGGCGAUUAACUGACAUUUAUCAAACCCACAUAUUUUCGGCUUACUUUGACGACCGACCGGACGUCCUCCUGAAAGAAAUACCCGAGGCACUCCACAAUCGAGUUCCCUGGGCGAUGAUCAGGAUCAUUGGUAUAAUUCGUUUGGAUCUAGAAGACCUACCGCUGACCUGCUAUUACGAGUACGUAAAAUCUUCGGAUGGCAAAAAACAUUUUAUCCUGAAAAGAGCGAACGCGAGGAUCAAGCCAAUAGCCAGAGAUGAGAAUUUCCACAUGCGCUACAUAGCCGCUUUUAUCCUUUGCGAAUUUCCAACGGGCGACGACACGCGCGGUCUGACGCCCGUCGGCGUGACAGUGUCGAAAAAUUACACGAGAGGAUACUCGGACUUCGGGAGGGAAGACUUCGUCGCCAUUCGUUAUCCCGCUGACGGAUUUAACAGCGGGAAAAGAAAGGAGGAGAAAUUUAUGGCCGUUUGCGUUCCGUCGUUUCACCACAAGUUCAAAAAUUCCCCGCAGCUCAUUGAAUUCGUCGAAUUCUAUCGAAUGAUGGGCGCCGAUCGUUUCACCUUCUACAACGGGUCCAUCACGCCGGAAGUCGGCCGAGUCCUCGACUACUACAGCGAACUCAACGUGACGAAGGUGCUGCAAUGGCGACUGCCGCCCUAUUAUAUUUUCGAGAAAACCAUAAGGGUCGACGGGCUUUUCGCAUCCAUUAACGAUUGCCUCUACAGAAGCAGUUCGUAUAUGAGAUACAAGUACGUAGCCCAAGUUGACGUCGACGAAUUUAUCGUUCCUAAGAGACAUGCGAAUUACAUGGAAAUGAUGAAGUACCUGGAUCCUCCCAAAGGAGAAGAAUCAAACCGAGCGGCGUCAUAUGUCUUUAGAAAUGCUUUCUUCUAUCUCAUGCACGAAGACGACCCAGUCACUCAGAGCGCUGAUAUACCAAUUUUGUAUUUGCACGCGAAAACCAUGAGAUGGCCGCACACGAAUAUUAUGCACGACCGUAGUAAAUACAUAAUUCGCGGACAGGACGUCGUGGAAAUUGGGAAUCACCGAGUGUGGGAUUUCAGAAAGGGUAACAGUUCCUUUUAUCGGAGAGCAUUCGAGGAGGUAGAAGUCGAUCCGGAUGUUGCGUCGUCGCAUCAUUACAGAUACUGCGAAACGGAAGUGGAGACUUGUUGGCUGAGGUCCACGAGGAGGGAUACGAGCGCUCAUAGAUUUACCAAAGAACUUGGGAAACGAGUGGCAAAAGUUUGCAAGGAGAUCUUCGAGAAUGGUUGCCCGAAAAAUCCGCAUAGCAAAUUAGCGCCGAAAUUAUCAAUAUACUGAGAUGUCCCAUGAGAAAAAGUCAGCUCCGAGACUUUUGCCAGAUUUACGGUCUAAUCGUAAGGAAAAUUAUGACGCGAUCAUUUACAAUUAUUUAUAUAUCCGCGUAAACGCGUAUUACGCGCUGAUUAAUUCGGGCAACUCGAAAAUGCUCUCGACAUACUCUGACGUCAUUGCCCAAAGAAAAGAUUCAAAUGCGCGCAGCAGCGGGAUGAAAAAAGAGCCUUAGGCGGCCGAAACUCAGCCAGCAGUAAAAGGCGUUCUUUACUGCGAGCACCGAACUCUCAAAAUUCAUAGAAAAACAAAUUCAUUUCGUAAGACGUUCUCUCAUCGUAUUUUAAAGUGUUAAUUUUAUUCGCUUUUUUUGGUUUUUUUUUUUUUUUUUCUUAAUUGUCAUAGUACCUAGUCACAAUCAAGCAUCACACGCGUAUCGAUCAUUUAAUUAUAGAAGGAGAAAAAGUAUAAAUUAAUAAAGAAAAGUACCUAACGAUA
Molecule: messenger RNA, 2089 nt
Organism: Cephus cinctus (wheat stem sawfly)
Lineage: Eukaryota; Metazoa; Arthropoda; Insecta; Hymenoptera; Cephidae
Exons: 5
Coding region: 47-1600 (517 amino acids)
Source: RefSeq, a predicted model, not a curated record